GGGAGAGUAGGUGAGAGACAGGGUGCUGGGGAUGGGGGGGAAGAGAUUAGAAAAGAAGAUCCACUUAUUCCAUUAGACUGGAGGUGACUUACUAGGGCCGCUAUUUGGUGCUGAUUUACAGGAUGGAGCAGGAAUUGGCUGAUGGAUCUGUGGGACGGGCAUGGACUCAGCAAGAAACACAAGCAAUGCUGGAUCUGAUCCAAGACACGGGUUUGGGACCAGCAUUGACCCGCAAAGGAUUCCAGAACUGGGACGUGUUUGAGAGACUCCAGGUGCUUCUGGGUCACUGCAGGGUGAGAGCCAGCUCAGCAGAGAUUAAGGCUCAGUGGCAAGCAUUGAAAGUGAAGUUCUGGCGCCUCAAACGCUUCGUUGGCCUAGCACCCCUGGUCGCCAUCACUGCUGACUUCCCCUUUUAUCAGCAGAUGGAGCAGCUCUUGGAACCUCACAAGAGAAUGGAGAUCUGCAGUCGAGAGGCUGAUAGCACCGUUCAGGAAAGUGGGAGACCAACUUCCUCAUUGUCCGACACCCUGUCUGAUGAGGACAUGACAGAUGAAGCUUCCAUUCCAGAAAUGCAUCAUGAGCAAGAGCCUGCCAUGCACAAUGGAGGAAACCUGGCACCGGAGAAUGCACCAGAGAAUGCACCAGAGAAUCUACAAGAAGCUCAGCAAGAGGGAGCCGCAGGCAGGAAUGCACGUGUAGCAGCUCAGGACUUGGAGCCCAUACGGCUACUGCACAGUACAAUGGCACAGUUAGUGGAAGGGAUGCAACAGCUGGUUCAGACCCUAAAUCGUGUGUGUGGGGUACAGGAGCAGAUCUCCAUACAACUGGCAUAUUUCUGCUCCCUGCUGCCAACAUUUCCCAUGCAAAGCCAGGAGUGCAAUGGCCGCCCUCAUAGCCAGGAGUGCAAUGGCCGCCCUCAUAGCCAGGAGUGCAAUGGCCGCCCUCAUAGCCAGGAGUGCAAUGGCCGCCCUCAUAGCCAAGAUGAGGGGAAGCUUCAGAAAAGGAAAUCUCUGGUUCAGAGGCCACGGAUCUCCAGGGUGCUGCGCAGGAGUCUGAGGAUCAAGAAAUUUGCCGCCCGAUACUCCACCUGAGUUACCAGCAAGCCAGGUUGGGGAUUGUAGGGUUCAUAGGAAUGGGGGGGGGAUUGGGGGUGUUUAGUUAAGAAAUAAAAACAGUUGUUUCCUUAUUAGUAAAAAGCUGAAUGGGCAGCAGCCCCUCCAGACAGGUGUAGAGACAAUGGGAACAUUUCAUACUUUUUGUUUUUUGUAUGUAUGAUUGUUAUGUUUUGGGUUCCCCCAAAAAAGGGGACAUAGAAAGGGGCAGCACCAGGUUGGCUUGUCCUGCAACCAUUAUUAACCCUCUGUCUGCUGGUCAGUGCUGGAGGUUGGCCUGAGCUCUGUAUUAUGUUAAGAUUGUCUAGAAGUGUCUCCAGCCUGACACUCUCUGAGCACUUGCUUCUAAAUACGUUUUCUAUAGAAACAGCUUGAUUUGCCUUCUGUUCAAUAAACGUUUAUUCU
This is a messenger RNA of Xenopus laevis (African clawed frog), 1517 nucleotides long. RefSeq names its product LOC100145065 L homeolog. The record is from RefSeq and is marked predicted. Lineage: Eukaryota; Metazoa; Chordata; Amphibia; Anura; Pipidae.